Messenger RNA from Mirounga angustirostris (Northern elephant seal), 743 nucleotides. It is a transcript of the gene MYMK, whose product is annotated as myomaker, myoblast fusion factor. Gene Ontology annotation, cellular component: membrane. The record is from RefSeq and is a predicted model, not a curated record. Bases 78 to 743 code for a protein of 221 amino acids. The transcript has 5 exons. Lineage: Eukaryota; Metazoa; Chordata; Mammalia; Carnivora; Phocidae.
GGGAGCAGGCCUUGUCCCUUUGGUUUUCUCUGCCCUGGGGACCCAGGAGGCCUGCGCCCUCCCCUACUCCCCGGCCCAUGGGGACGCUCGCAGCGAAACUGCUUCUGCCCACCCUCAGCAGCCUGGCCUUCCUCCCCACUAUCAGCAUUGCUGCCAAGCGGAGGUUCCACAUGGAGGCCAUGGUCUACCUCUUUACCAUGUUCUUUGUGGCGCUCUACCACGCCUGCACCGGGCCCGGCCUGUCGGUGCUCUGCUUCAUGCGUCACGACGUCCUGGAGUAUUUCAGUGUCUACGGGACAGCGCUGAGCAUGUGGGUCUCGCUGAUGGCGCUGGCCGACUUCGACGAACCCAAGAGGUCGACCUUUGUGAUGUUUGGCGUCCUGACCAUCGCGGUGCGGAUCUACCACGACCGCUGGGGCUAUGGGGUGUACUCGGGCCCCAUCGGCACGGCCGUCCUCAUCAUUGCCACAAAGUGGCUGCAACAGAUGAAGGAGAAGAAAGGUCUGUACCCCGACAAGAGUGUCUACACCCAGCAGAUAGGGCCCGGCCUCUGUUUUGGGGCACUGGCCCUUAUGCUGCGCUUCUUCUUCGAGGAUUGGGAUUACACCUAUGUCCACAGUUUCUACCACUGUGCCCUGGCCAUGUCCUUCAUCCUCCUGCUACCCAAGGUCAACAAGAAGGCUGGAAGCGCAGGGCCCCCGGCCAAGCUGGACUGCUCUACCCUUUGCUGUGCUUGCAUCUGA